Messenger RNA from Daphnia magna, 1218 nucleotides. RefSeq lists its product as uncharacterized. The record is from RefSeq and is a predicted model, not a curated record. Gene Ontology annotation, molecular function: peptidase activity. NCBI's taxonomy places the organism in Eukaryota, Metazoa, Arthropoda, Branchiopoda, Diplostraca, Daphniidae. The coding region runs from base 496 to 1038 and encodes 180 amino acids. The transcript has a single exon.
ACAAUUUUUUUGUCCGGCAAGAAACGUCUCUUUCCUUGCAUUGCCAAUGUCGGUAUGUUAUUGACACUGAACAGCAAGGAGUGCUAACCAACGAGGAAUAUGCAGCCGAAUUAUUUUUCAGUUUCAAAUGUGGCAUCAUUGAUAGAGGCGUUACAUUUCCUUUUGCACAUACAGACGAUAGGAAGCGUGAUUUCAGGAUUGCAGUACUGUGCAGUUUUUGUGUGUACGUAUCGUUCGUCUUUACACCAGAUGUCCUCUGCGGCGCCCCGUCGUGAGGCGAAGAAACAUACCUCCAGCUCAACAUUGCAUUUCUGCCAGUCACGCUGCACGAACGCUUCUUCGUCUGCUUGGUGCCUCGUGAAGCAAAGGAUCGAAGGCUUUUAACUUUUGGUGACGAGUGCGUUUACGUUUCGUUCAAAGUUUCGCAUUCGUAAGUCGUGAGAGGAAAUCUGAGAACAAUUCGAAUACUUGCUGGAGAAAUCGCCUGUGGAAAGCAUGGGAUCGUCAAGCUCGUCCAUGUCAGACUCGAGGAGUACCGGUGGGGUUUACACGAAAAAAUUGUAUUUCGAUCCUAACGCGGAUUCACCCGUGGGUCGUGAUUAUUGGAUAACUGAUUCUGAAUUACGUGAAAAACUGUCGGAGCUGGUUGACGUCACAGAGCGUAUUAUUGAGGUUAGGUAUUACAAGCACCCACUAGGCUCCUGGCAGUUGAUAGAUAAUGUGUUGCAUCACGCUUUUAUUGUAUUCGAAACGAACGCGUGGUGGUGGUCCAUUGAGAAAAACUCUGAAGGCGUCACCAUUCAGCGGUCAAAGGACCUUGACAGCGUUUGUUAUAGAUACAGGCGAACCAAGCGCACAACCAGUAUCGGCAAAGGAGUUGAAAAGGUGAAGGGAGCAUCUGGCUGGCUGGAAGCUGGAAGUGCGACAGUGAUGGAGCUCAUCAAUCACAUUUGGAGGAAAAAUUAUCUCAAUCAGGAAUACAAUUUUCUUACAUACAACUGUCAACAUUUUGCUGAUUUGCUUUAUGAGUUCAUUUAAAACUAUUCUAGUCAUUCCAUUCUUCGUCAACCUGUUGUGUUUUUAUUCACCCUUGACUCAAUGUAGCGUUGUAGCCCAAGAAACCAGUGCAAACCCAUCUACUAUGUGUGCAUAAUCAUGGAUUGAAUUGGUUCGUAUUAUUUCAAAAGAAGAAUAAUACAAUUGGUACAUUAAACUAAA